This is a messenger RNA of Puma concolor (puma), 447 nucleotides long. It is a transcript of the gene PLA2G1B, whose product is annotated as phospholipase A2 group IB. The record is from RefSeq and is a predicted model, not a curated record. Gene Ontology annotation, biological process: fatty acid biosynthetic process; phospholipid metabolic process; positive regulation of fibroblast proliferation. NCBI's taxonomy places the organism in Eukaryota, Metazoa, Chordata, Mammalia, Carnivora, Felidae. Gene Ontology annotation, molecular function: calcium ion binding; phospholipid binding; signaling receptor binding.
AUGAAAUUCCUUGUGCUGGCUGCUCUGCUUACAGUGGGUGCUGCUGAGGGGGGCGUCAGCCCGCGGGCAGUGUGGCAGCUCCGCAACAUGAUCAAGUGUACGAUCCCCGAGAGUGACCCCGUGAGGGAUUACACCGACUACGGCUGCUACUGUGGCCUGGGUGGAUCCGGCACGCCUGUGGAUGAACUGGACAAGUGUUGCCAGACACACGACCACUGCUACUCACAAGCCAAGAAACUGGACAGCUGUAAAUUCCUCCUGGACAACCCCUACACCAAAACCUACUCAUACUCAUGCUCUGGCUCUGAGAUCACCUGCAGCGAUGAAAACAAACCCUGUGAGGCUUUCAUCUGCAACUGCGACCGCAAUGCUGCCAUCUGCUUUUCAAAGGCCCCAUAUAACAAGGAGCACAAGAACCUGGACACCAAGAAGUACUGUAAGAAUUGA